AUGGACUGCACCUUAAACGGUAAGGGCAAGAAACUUCUCAGUUAUAAAAUUAUGGAAUUGUUGGUUGCAGCUCACAGAAAUAAUAUUAACAAUGUGCUGAUAGCAGGAGAACCACGUUUAGCUUGCCAGCCACAUGCAAUAGCUCAACAAACCUUAUCAACUGUAGCAGCAGAACCGACACUAUCUACUGAUAAAACAAAGAUGUCACCAACUCCAACAGCAAUGUUACCUUCUCUAGAAACAACAGCAGUUACAGAAGAAGGUUUAUUGUCACCCCAACAAACAUCACAACUACUAUUACAAGAGUCAGUUGUUAUGCCAGCAUCACCAAUGACAGAAGCAUCAGCCUCCACAACUUUGGUAAAAGAAGAAACUAUAGCAAUAGCAGCACCAAUAGAAGACUCCUGUGCCCCACCAUCAACAUCUCAACAGGCCACAACCAUAGUCACCAAGGUCCCAUCUCCAGCAUCAUCUGAAGGAGCAGAAAAAGAAGAGAUGAACAAUGAGACACUUUUUUCAAAGCUUAUACCAUCAACUGAAAUGUCUGCUUCCACUUAUCCAAGAAAAAGCCAUAGAAGUAGAAGACCUGCUGUUCACAAAGACAUAUGGGAUCAGAGCCGCAUCAAGAAACAGAAGAAAGCACAAUGCCCAACCUCCUCGCCAGUGCCCAACCUCCUCGCCAGUGCCCAACCUCCUCGCCAGUGCCCAACCUCCUCGCCAGUGCCCAACCUCCUCGCCAGUGCCCAACCUCCUCGCCAGUGCCCAACCUCCUCGCCAGUGCCCAACCUCCUCGCCAGUGCCCAACCUCCUCGCCAGUGCCCAACCUCCUCGCCAGUGCCCAACCUCCUCGCCAGUGCCCAACCUCCUCGCCAGUGCCCAACCUCCUCGCCAGUGCCCAACCUCCUCGCCAGUGCCCAACCUCCUCGCCAGUGCCCAACCUCCUCGCCAGUGCCCAACCUCCUCGCCAGUGCCCAACCUCCUCGCCAGUGCCCAACCUCCUCGCCAGUGCCCAACCUCCUCGCCAGUGCCCAACCUCCUCGCCAGUGCCCAACCUCCUCGCCAGUGCCCAACCUCCUCGCCAGUGCCCAACCUCCUCGCCAGUGCCCAACCUCCUCGCCAGUGCCCAACCUCCUCGCCAGUGCCCAACCUCCUCGCCAGUGCCCAACCUCCUCGCCAGUGCCCAACCUCCUCGCCAGUGCCCAACCUCCUCGCCAGUGCCCAACCUCCUCGCCAGUGCCCAACCUCCUCGCCAGUGCCCAACCUCCUCGCCAGUGCCCAACCUCCUCGCCAGUGCCCAACCUCCUCGCCAGUGCCCAACCUCCUCGCCAGUGCCCAACCUCCUCGCCAGUGCCCAACCUCCUCGCCAGUGCCCAACCUCCUCGCCAGUGCCCAACCUCCUCGCCAGUGCCCAACCUCCUCGCCAGUGCCCAACCUCCUCGCCAGUGCCCAACCUCCUCGCCAGUGCCCAACCUCCUCGCCAGUGCCCAACCUCCUCGCCAGUGCCCAACCUCCUCGCCAGUGCCCAACCUCCUCGCCAGUGCCCAACCUCCUCGCCAGUGCCCAACCUCCUCGCCAGUGCCCAACCUCCUCGCCAGUGCCCAACCUCCUCGCCAGUGCCCAACCUCCUCGCCAGUGCCCAACCUCCUCGCCAGUGCCCAACCUCCUCGCCAGUGCCCAACCUCCUCGCCAGUGCCCAACCUCCUCGCCAGUGCCCAACCUCCUCGCCAGUGCCCAACUUCCUCGCCAGUGCCCAACUUCCUCGCCAGUGCCCAACUUCCUCGCCAGUGCCCAACUUCCUCGCCAGUGCCCAACUUCCUCGCCAGUCCAGCAGCAGGUUAA
Messenger RNA from Schistocerca nitens (vagrant locust), 1839 nucleotides. RefSeq lists its product as uncharacterized. The transcript is spliced from 2 exons. Bases 1 to 1839 code for a protein of 612 amino acids. The record is from RefSeq and is a predicted model, not a curated record. Lineage: Eukaryota; Metazoa; Arthropoda; Insecta; Orthoptera; Acrididae.